AUUCUAUACUAAUAUGCUGCUAGCAACAGAAAGUUAACUGAUAGCUACAGCCGGAUGUAGUGCACCUCGUGUUGAAUAAAUCGGUCUCUAUUAAAUAUUUUUAAGACAGCAAGGCAUUCCAGGAAUACAGUCUCAGAUGUUACCAGGCAAUAUGAGGCAGCCAGCCCUACUUAUUCUGCUAUGUUUCACCUCACUGGUGUCUGGCACCAAUCCUGGCAUGAUAGGACUGCUGACAUCAAAGGGCCUAUAUGCUGUUUCCAGUGCUUUUGUCCAAAUGGUACAGGAGAAAGUUACAAAGCUGAAUAUUCCUGACUUAAGUGGAACAACUUCUGCAGCUGGUAUCCGUGUUGAUUAUAACAUAAAAAACAUCAAAAUUGAAAGUUUUAAGCUGCCAACCCCUGAAACAAACUUUCUUCCUGGUGUUGGUGUGGCACUUUCUCUUUAUCCAAUCAGCUUUCAGGUCACAGGAUCAUGGAGCGUCCACUACCUCACAAUAUUCUCUGGUGGUGGAGACUUCCAAGUGUACUCCAGCAGUUUUUUCUUAAAGUUGGCAGUAGGAGUUACAAGUACUGAUGACGGCUAUCCUAGGAUGUGGCUAGAUAAGUGCUCAUCUGGAGUGAAUGAUGUUGACGUUCAGAUAUGGGGAGGAACAAGUUGGUUUUAUAGCAUGUUUCUUGGCCCUAUAAAAGAUACUGUGAAACACGUGUUGAAUGCACAGAUCUGUGAUAAGCUGCAGCCAAUCAUUAAGCAAGUUAAUCAGAAGCUACAUAAUUUGCCAGUGUCCUACAAAGUUGAUAAGUAUUCGGAAUUUGAGUACUCCAUCAUUAGCCCCCCGAAUAUAGAUGACAAUUCCAUUGAAGUGGACUCUAAGGGAGAAUUCUAUUAUAUUGGACACCACCAGGAGGCACCAUUCCAGCCGCAGUCUUUCAGUCUGCCUCAUAUAAAUGACUACAUGCUAUAUCUGGGAAUCUCUGAGUUCUCACUGAACUCAGCUGCCUUUGUAUACUACACUGCAAACCUUCUGAAAAUUACAAUUGAUGAUGAUAAGAUUCCACCCUCGUCCCCUAUUAGGCUAAAUACCAAGAGCCUGGCAGCGUUUUUACCUGGAGUUGACAAGCUGUAUCCAAACAUGCUUGUAGAAAUCUCUGUCUCAGCUGAGAAGCAGCCACUUCUAACACUGCAGAUGGAUAAGAUAAUGACACAAGCCGCUCUUCUGACCCAGAUAUCAGCAGUUCUGCCAAAUGCAUCUCUGGCACCAAUCUGUAUUGUUGAAGCACAUGUAAAUAUCAGUGGAAAACCCAGUGUUGUAAACAACAACCUGACAGGAUCAAUGACUCUGAAUGGUUUAUCACUCUCACUUGUAAAGUCCUACAUUGGAGAAAUUGAUGUGCAUAAACUUGAAAAUAUAAUGUCACUUAUGGGAAAGCUUGUUGUCAUUCCUAAGGUCAAUGAUUAUUUUUUGUUGCAUCCUGAGUACUGCAUGAAAAAUUAUUGA
Protopterus annectens (West African lungfish) is the source of this 1495-nucleotide messenger RNA. RefSeq names its product bactericidal permeability-increasing protein-like. The record is from RefSeq and is a predicted model, not a curated record. Lineage: Eukaryota; Metazoa; Chordata; Ceratodontiformes; Protopteridae. The coding region runs from base 137 to 1495 and encodes 452 amino acids. Gene Ontology annotation, molecular function: lipid binding. The transcript has 15 exons.